Molecule: messenger RNA, 2132 nt
Organism: Cydia amplana
Lineage: Eukaryota; Metazoa; Arthropoda; Insecta; Lepidoptera; Tortricidae
Product: ESF1 homolog
Exons: 10
Coding region: 72-2111 (679 amino acids)
Biological process (GO): rRNA processing
Cellular component (GO): nucleus
Molecular function (GO): RNA binding
Source: RefSeq, a predicted model, not a curated record
UGAUUAUUGAAGCGCUGACAGAAAAAAACAUUGAUUUCUUGUAACAUUUGCACCGUUACCCUACAGUAAUCAUGGGUGAUAUACUCAAAGAUAGUCGUUUUGCAAAAUAUCUAAAUGAUCCACGAUACAGACAAAUACCUAAACAUGAAAGGAAGGUUAAAAUCGACAAACGAUUUCAGUCUAUGUUCAAUGAUUCUAAGUUUAAAGUGAAAUAUACCGUGGAUAAGAGAGGAAGACCUGUAAAUGAGACUUCAACGGAGAAUUUGAGGAAAUACUAUGAAUUGGAAGAGUCUGAAGGAAGUUCUGAUUCUGAAGAUGAGGAAGUUGAGGGCGAUACUGGUGCCGAGUCUCAAAAGGACGAAGUUACUCCUGGCAGAUUCGUCAAACGACCACAGAGCGACGAUGCUGGCCCCAAGUUUCAGAAUGACAAACUAACGCGAGGCAAAUUAAACCCGAAAACUAAAGAGAGGCUGUUGGAUCUAGACGUUGAUUAUGCUCGAGGAGAAGGUGUCCUUUUAACGGACAGCUCUUCAGAUGAGGACAGCAGUGAGGAAGAGGCGGAGAGUGAGGUGGAACAUGAGUGGGGGGAACUGGAUGCAGCGGCAGAGACCACUGAAGAGUCAACUAAAAGAAUAGCAAUUUGCAAUAUGGACUGGGACAAUAUAAAGGCAGCAGACAUCAUGGUGCUGCUCAGCUCUUUCCUACCCCCGGGAGGCAUUAUUUACAAAAUAACAAUUUAUCCAUCCGAGUAUGGUCUAAAACGCAUGCAAGAAGAAGAGGUACGGGGUCCCAUAGAACUCACCGAGCAACGCGAGGUGGACAGUGGCUUGUCCGAUGAUGGCGGAAAUGAGGAAGGAUCAACAUACCACAUGGAAAAACUACGCCGCUACCAGCUAAACCGCUUGAAGUACUACUACGCCGUGGUGGAGUGCGACUCGGUGGCCACCGCCGACAAGCUGUACAGCGAGUGCGACGGCAUGGAGUACGAGAGCAGCGCGACACGGCUCGACAUGAGGUUCAUACCGGACGACGUCACGUUUGACCAGGAACCGCGGGAAACUUGCGUCCAGCUGCCGGACCUGACAAAGUAUAAACCUCGGCUGUUCACGACGACGGCGCUUCAGCAGGCUAAAGUGGAGUUGACGUGGGACGCGACGGCGCCCGCGCGGGCCGAGGCGCUGCGCGCCGCCGGCGCCGGCCUGGGCGAUCAGGACUGCCUCCGGGACUACCUCGCCUCCAACAGCGAAGACGAAGAUGAGGACACACCGCAAGGCGAAAAAGAGGCGAACGAGUCCCAAUCGGACGACGAGGAUCCCAUCCAGAAGUACAAGAAGCUGCUAGAAGAAAUAGACAGGAAAGAAGAGAGCAAGAAGAACAAAGACUUGGAGAUGGAGAUCACGUGGGGGCUCGGGGUCAAGGACAAGGCGCAGGAGCUCGUCAAGAAGAUUAAUCAAGAUGACAAAAAGCUGACGCCGUUCGAGAUAUUAAUGAACAAGAAGAAAGAGAAGAAUAAACAAAAAAGACUAAACAAACAGAAAGCGCAAGAUAAAGAACAUUCGUCAGAAGCAGAAUCCGAGGAUGUCCCUUCCGACAUCGACAUGAACGAUCCUUAUUUCGCAGAAGAGUUUAACAAACCUGAAUUUAAAAAUAAAAAAUCUAAGAAACAAGAAAAGACCGAAACAGAACCGACUGAGGAAGACGAAAAACAGAAGCAAGAAUUAGAACUUUUAUUAGACGAUGAUGAUGAUAAAGUACACUUCAGUCUCAAGAAAAUCCAGGAAGCAGAGAGCACCACAAAGAAAUCCAAGCGGAAAAAGAAAUUAAAACAGAAAAUGUUGGAGCAGAAACAGGCGUUACCCGAUUUCGAAAUAAAUUUGAAUGACCAGAGAUUCUCUGCACUUUAUAACUCCCAUCAUUUCAAUAUUGAUCCAACCGAUUCUAACUUUAAGAAGACGAAGAACAUGGAAAAGCUUAUCCAGGAGAAGUUGAAGAGGAGACCAGCAGAUAAUCCGGCGGAGGAGCUACAGCCUAAGAAGUCAAAGGAAGAUGCGGAGUUGAGUCUGCUUGUUAAAAAUAUUAAACGCAAAACUAGAGAUGUUCUAAAGAAGUAAAUGUUCUGUAUGAUACUUGAA